ACAAGGUACCCAAUUGAGACCGAAGAAGAGAGACCUAUAGCAGGGGCUGCAGAGUGCAGGCACGACCUAGACCUGUAUAGACCUGUCAGUGGCCUUUUUCCUCUGCAGGAAAAAGUUGCGUUCCACCUGUCAGGGGACAGGACAGCAACUGGUCCACACGAGAGAUACAAUCUAUGAUCGUAAUCUGGCAUGACUGGAUCAGCUACGAGGAAGCAGAGGGCGUGUUCGACCCACGACAUCAUGGUAGAGGAUCUCUUUAGCGUCAACAUUACCAAAGUCAAAGUGUUUGUCAAGGAGAGUAGUGCUGAUGUGAUGCUCAAGCAGCGCUGAGUCUCCCUUGGCACCAUGGACUCUCCGUCAGCCCAGACUCCCCCACCGCCGGCCUCUUUGACGAAGGGAGGUCACCCCUUGCUUUCUACUGGGCCUCUGAGUGCCAUCCUUGGGCCUCAAGGCAAGCAUUACGUUUGCGGCUCCAUUGCAGCUUUCACCAACAUCAUGGUUACCUUCCCCAUCCAGAAGGUUCUCUUCCGUCAGCAGCUACAUGGCGUGUUGGCGGUUGAGGCGGUACGGCAGCUCCAGAGGGACGGCGUGAGAAAUCUGUACAGGGGGCUUCUCCCCCCGCUGCUCCAGAAGAGCACCACCGUGGCAAUCAUGUUCGGCUUGUACGAAGACUUCUCCCGAGUCCUCCUGGAGCGGGCCGAGGGCAGCGGCCUGCCGGAACUGGUCACGCGAAGCUUCGCUGCUGCGCUGGCAGGUACAGCGGAGGCAUUCCUGGCCCCCUUUGAGCGUGUGCAGACGCUCCUUCAGGACCACCGGCACCACGGACGCUUUAACAACACAGCCCACACCUUCAGGACACUUCUCACGGAAUACGGUGUCAGGGAGUGCUACCGCGGCCUCGUGCCCAUCGUGCUCCGCAAUGGCCCCAGCAACGUACUCUUCUUCGGACUUCGAGGACCCAUAAAGGAACAACUCCCAGAAGCCACCAGCCGCGCAGGUCACCUGGUAAAUGAUUUUGUCUGCGGGGGCGUUUUGGGGGCGGCACUUGGGAUCAUGUUCUACCCAUUAAACGUCAUCAAGUCACGGGCUCAGUCGCGGGUUGGUGGAGCCUUCCAACCGUCCAGGCAGGUGCUGCUAAUGGUGUGGCGGGAGCGAGGCAGGAGCGUCGCCAUGCUCUUUCGGGGGGCUCACCUCAACUACCACCGCUCACUCCUAUCCUGGGGCAUCAUCAAUGCCACCUACGAGCUGCUGCUCAAGCUCAUAUGACAGUGUAAGAGAGAAAAUACGUGAUCCAGUCAGGAGGAGGAGGACCUAUGAACAAACAUAGACAUGGUGUCACCUGAUGUUUCCAGAGAGAUGACGUUGCACGUCAGUGUGAAUUGCCCCCCCCCCCCCCCCACACACACACACCAACACGAAUUAGUCCGUUGCAUUAUUUCAACUGUACGCAAGGGUCCAAUGGGGUGCAACACUUCCAGCUCAGCACCAUUUUUGUUUACAGUAUCAGGCAAAAAUUAUUGGGUUGGCUUGAGUAUUGUGUGUGUUGUGGAACAUUCUCUGUUUUUUUUGAGAAUAGGCCACUAUUUUGUUGAAUACUCCCAAAGAAUUGUCUCCUGAUUUCUUUUGCUGGUUAAUUUCAGCUGCAUUCAAAUGUAAUGGGAUAAACCUCAUAUAUCAAGUAUGUUAAAGGGGAGUUUGCGGUCUAAAAAUACAACAAAAAAAAGCCUUUUUCCACCUUUGUGAAAACAGUCGUUGACUUUAAAGGCGUACAUGAUAAAUAUGAUCUGUGGAGAAAAAUCUGCUGUUUGAUUGGUGCUGUGGUUUCUUGUAUAACAAAUUAAGAGGCACAUGAUCGGCCCAGAGACGGCCGAUUGUUUUUCAAAGAUUAUCAUGUACAACUGUGAAGUCAUAACGACUCUUUAAAAAAAAAAAAAAAAAAACUUUUAAUUGCCAACUCACCCACGAAAUGGCCAUUUUUGUGUGUUUAAUUGGCAUUUUAUGAAUGCCAUAGCUGCCAUACGCAAGCCCACUGUCAUGAUAAGCACGAUCCUUUACUGGUGUUGUAUUUGUAUUUAUUCUUCGGAAAGUCGUAUAAUGAGCUCAAAAGCUUGUUUAUUUUGUUAAUAAUUGGCAGUGGCAUUUAUUUGGAGUUCUGCACUCGCUCUCCAAUGCGUCCUUCCUUAUGUCACACUUGCUCUCCUCCACUUUAACAUCUGUUGACAUAAUGGGCCCACAUUUCACACUCGAGUAGCCACAGCCAGUCAGCACCCAGCCGCCCUUGACCGCCUGGAGAGGCGUACAGGCGGCACUGUUCGGGCACACAGUACCAUUAUGGCAGCAGAGGAAAUGUUCAGUGGCACAAAAAGCUCAAGCUCCCAUGUAAAUAGACCACUUGGCCUAUUUCUGAACUGCUUUUCAUUCUCAACAAUCUACAAAGUGUUGCCUUUUACAAGGUUUGGCUUCUAUGACCAUGAACACUUUUCCCUAAAGCACAAACAACACAGUGUUCCUCACAAACAAAUGUUGAAAACCAAUUCAAAUUUUGCUGUGACAUUUCUGUGGAAUACAUUUUGUUGCAUCGCUCCCAUAAAUGUCAACCGAAAAGUCA
Molecule: messenger RNA, 2608 nt
Organism: Syngnathoides biaculeatus (alligator pipefish)
Lineage: Eukaryota; Metazoa; Chordata; Actinopteri; Syngnathiformes; Syngnathidae
Gene: slc25a51b
Product: solute carrier family 25 member 51b
Exons: 3
Coding region: 346-1266 (306 amino acids)
Source: RefSeq, a predicted model, not a curated record